AUGGCCACACCACACUCGUCCGCGGCGGUGCUGCUGCUCCUGCUGGGCUUCCUCGCCGCGUCCUCCGUCGAUGCCGACCCCCUGCUUUCAGCUCCGCUCAAUGUGACCAUCAGAGAGCUUGAGGUCAAUUCCGCCGUGGUCACGUGGGAAAUCUUGGAGGGAGACCCCGUUAUUGGAUUCGCCAUCACCCAGCAGAAGAAGGACGUUCGCAUGCUGAGGUUCAUCCAGGAGGUGAACACCACCACACGCUCCUGCGCACUGUGGGAUCUGGACGAGGACACCGAGUACAUCGUCCACGUCCAGAGCAUCAGCAUGGGAGGCAGCAGCCCCCCCAGUCAGCCCGUUCUCUUCAGGACACCCAAAGAGUCGGAGAAGCUGGCGUCCAAGAGUCCAGACGAGGUGACGAUGGAGGAGUUUGGUCACGCUGCCCAACUGAGGGCCGGAGAACUCAUCAUCAUUGUGGUGGUGCUCAUCAUGUGGGCAGGUGUGAUCGUCCUGUUUUGUCGUCAGUAUGACAUCAUUAAAGACAAUGAGCCCAACAACAACAAGGACAAAGCCAAGAACUCCUCAGAGUGCAGUACUCCUGAGCACCCACAAGGGGGGCUACUGCGCAGCAACGUCUAA
Molecule: messenger RNA, 624 nt
Organism: Limanda limanda (common dab)
Lineage: Eukaryota; Metazoa; Chordata; Actinopteri; Pleuronectiformes; Pleuronectidae
Gene: fndc5b
Product: fibronectin type III domain containing 5b
Exons: 5
Coding region: 1-624 (207 amino acids)
Molecular function (GO): protein binding
Source: RefSeq, a predicted model, not a curated record